This is a messenger RNA of Podospora pseudocomata, 2004 nucleotides long. RefSeq names its product atp3 gamma subunit of the F1 sector of mitochondrial F1F0 ATP synthase (gene ATP3). Gene Ontology annotation, molecular function: proton-transporting ATP synthase activity, rotational mechanism. Gene Ontology annotation, biological process: proton motive force-driven ATP synthesis. Bases 858 to 1757 code for a protein of 299 amino acids. The transcript is spliced from 4 exons. NCBI's taxonomy places the organism in Eukaryota, Fungi, Ascomycota, Sordariomycetes, Sordariales, Podosporaceae. The record is from RefSeq and is a predicted model, not a curated record.
CAAGUUUGAUUGCAGAGUUUGAUUGAUAUUAAAAUCGAUCGGUCAACGAAGACGAAGCGGAGUUGGCUGGCGAGGAAGGUGCGAAGCGGCGCAGUCGUCAAAGACGGUAGGCGUAGUCUGGAAAAUGGGCGAUUCGCAAAAAGCAAAACUGGCCGAGUCCUGCAAGAAAGGCCGGCUCUCGGAAGGGGAAGGAAUGUUGCUCGGCUCCUGAAGGGAAAGUCGGGGGUUUUUGGAUGAGGGAAAGACGCGCAGUCGACGGCCUCUGGUCUAUAGAGCAAGGCAAUGCGUGAGACAGAGAACGUGUGAGGUGAGAAGGAAGAACCAGGCAGGGGAAAAAGAGGGAUUCCACGAAUCCAAGCAGCGCCAGGACGAGGUUAAAGAUAAUUAUGGGCCACGGGGGGAUCCACACUUGGCCAGCCUUGGUAAGGUAGCCUUCUUCGCAGACACGCAGCUCAAGUUUCGUAGCGUGAAGAGAAAAGCAAGCCAUGACUAAGCUAGUACCAUCUUUUCUGGUGGGGCCCUGUAGAGAACAUCCAACACUGGAAUUCCGGUCUCUGCCAGCUGUCAAACACUGGCAAGUCAGCCUCUGCGGUGCCCCGCCCACUGCCGGGAACCCUGGAAACACGGAAAGACAAGCCACAACAGGCUGAGAGGGCGGACGGGAGGCACGAGCAGGAAGCGGGAUGGGGUGUGGUCCGUGUGGAGCCGAAGCUCAGCAAACCUCUCACGCCAAUUGCACCUCCGAUCGAUUGAGCCACAACCUCCCGCUGCUGCUGCUCAAUUGACGCCAGCACAUUUAUCGUGGUCAACCGGGGCCACAGCCAGCCAGCAGAGAACUAUCCCCAGAUCCUUUCGCCAUGCUGUCAAGAGCUGCCCGUCCGGCUUUGAGAGCCGGCGCUGCCGCCUCCUCCCGGGCUGCUGCUCCGGCCGCCACCUUCGCUACCCUCCGUGAAAUCGAGGGCCGCCUCAAGUCGAUUCGCAACAUCGAGAAGAUCACUAAGACGAUGAAGAUCGUUGCCUCGACCAAGCUCAACCGUGCCCAGCGUGCCAUGACCGAGUCGCGCAGCUACGGCGAGACCAGCAACAAGGUCUACCAGUCGGCCGAGACAAAGCCCCUCGAGGGCGAGGGCAAGAAGAAGCUCGUCGUCGUCUGCAGCUCCGACAAGGGUCUUUGCGGUGGUGUUCACUCUGGUCUUGCCCGCUUCAUCCGCCGAAGGGCUGCCACCGAGGGGGACAACUUCGACCUCGUCAUCCUCGGCGAGAAGGCCAAGGCCCAGCUCUCCCGUACGCAUGCUAAGAACAUCGUCCUGAACUUCUCUGGUGUUGGCAAGGACGUCCCCACCUUCACCGAGGCUCAGUCCAUCGUCGACCAGAUCGUCCAACUCCAGGGCGACUACUCCGAGGUUGAGAUUCUCUACAACAAGUUCAUCAACGCCACCAGCUACGAGCCCACCAUCAUUGAGGGAUUUUCCGAGGAGGCCUUUGCCAACUCCCCCAACUUUGCCGCUUUCGAGGUCGAGGAGGGUGUCCUUCCCAACCUCCGCGAGUACACCCUUGCCAACUCACUCUACUGGGCUCUUGCUGAGGGUCACGCUUGCGAGAUCUCUGCCCGCCGCAACGCCAUGGAUAACGCUUCCAAGAACGCUGGUGAGAUGAUCAGCAAGUACCAGAUUCUCUUCAACCGCACCCGCCAGGCCGUCAUUACCGGCGAGUUGGUUGAAAUUAUCACUGGUGCCACCGCCUCUGCGGACAUGUAAAUUGCCGUUUAGUGUCAAAAAAGCGGUUCUUUGCGUGAUAGAAGCUCGCCUUUUUCUUCCCAUCAUCAACCAUACACCGAGAGUGAGCAGGAAAAAGAGAUGUGGGGCAAGGGAAGGCAGUUGUAUUCCCUUUGUAUAAACUAGUUCUGAGAGAGUCUCACUUGACGUAUCGCAUCGUGCGAGCACUGCCGCUGGCCUCCUGUGUACCAACCAACAAUCCACCCCUAAAACGUAGUCUUUUACUGUG